This is a messenger RNA of Mesocricetus auratus (golden hamster), 2086 nucleotides long. RefSeq names its product DnaJ heat shock protein family (Hsp40) member C12 (gene Dnajc12). The transcript has 6 exons. Lineage: Eukaryota; Metazoa; Chordata; Mammalia; Rodentia; Cricetidae. Gene Ontology annotation, cellular component: cytoplasm. The coding region runs from base 150 to 737 and encodes 195 amino acids. The record is from RefSeq and is a predicted model, not a curated record.
AGAAACUGUGUUUGCCAAGGACUGGGUUGACAUCCGCUGUCCGAGCUGGCUGCUUUGGAAAGUGCUGCUGAAAUGUAAAGAGCUUUGCGGUUACCCCGAAGCUCACCGUGUCAGUGGCGCCGGCGGCGAGGACUAGUCAUCCCUUGUAAAUGGAUGCCAUACUGAACUACAGGCCGGAGGGCGCCGAGGACUACUACGCCCUGCUGGGAUGUGACGAGCUCUCUUCGGUUGAGCAAAUCUUGGCAGAAUUUAAGGUCAGAGCUCUGGAAUGUCACCCUGACAAGCAACCAGAAAACUCCAAAGCUGUGGAGACUUUUCAGAAAUUGCAGAAGGCAAAGGAGAUUCUGACCAACGCAGAGAGCCGAGCCCGCUAUGACCAUUGGCGGAGGAGCCAGAUGUCCAUGCCAUUUGAGCAGUGGGACGCUUUGGCCGACUCAGUGAAAACUUCAAUGCACUGGGCUGUCAGAAGUAAGAAAGACUUAAUGCUGGAAGGAGCGGACCAGGCUUACACCAACACAGUUCAAAACAAGGAAGGGAAUGAGCAGACAGAAACAAAGAAAGGAGAACCAAAUUCAACCACAGAGAAAAGGAGGCAAAUGGAAUCUGGAUCCCCAGAGAUGGCCAUCUCCCCACAAAACCCAGGUCUCUCAGAUUUGAACUGUGGCCGCCUUCGUUUCCGCUGGUCUGGCGACGCUCCCUCAGAACUCCUGAGGAAGUUCCGAAACUAUGAAAUCUGAAGUGUCGCUGCUCUGUGAGAGGCAAGAUUUUUGAGUGGAGUCUCAUCAUGUAUACCACAGGCUAGCCCUGAAUUCUCUAUGUAGUUUAUCUUCAAAUCAUCCCGCCUCUUUCUUUGUUUCCUGUGGACUGGCAAGAUGGUUCAGCAAGUAAGGGAAGUUGCUACCAAGAUUGACAGCCUGAUUUCUAUCCUCAGGACCCUCUGGAAAGUUGACCUCUGACCUCCACACAUGCAGUGUGGCAUGAACACACCCACACCCACACCCAAACUCAAUGGAUGAAUACAUGUAAUUUAGAAAAUGUGUUUCCUGGGCUGGGGAGAUGGCUCAGAGGUUAAGAGCGCUGACUCCAGAAGACCGGGAUUCAAAGCCCAGCACCCACAUGCAACUCAACACUACAACUCCAAGAUCUGACACUCUCACACAGACGUACCAGCAGGCAAAACACCAAUAUAUAUAUAUAUGAAGUAAAUAAAAAAGACUUCAAAGAAACUGUUUCCUUGUGAGAUGUGGUGACACACACCUGUCAUAUCAGCCGCUGGGAAGUGGAAGCAGAAGACCAGGAGUUCAAGGCCAGCUGUGUCUACAUAGCCACUGGGCAGCAUGGGCUACAGGAAACGCCCGUCUCAAACCAAACCAAAGCAAAAAGCAAGUGAUAAAAUGCUUACUUUAGAAGCAGAGGCAGGCAGAUCUCUGUGAGUUCGAGGCCGGGCUGGACUGACAGCCUCCAAAACAAUACAGAGAAAACCAAAAAAAAAAAAAAAAGUUUAUUUUAAUGAAAUUUCAGUGCAGACAGUAUUGCUUUUCGGUGGCUGUUAUAACAAAACACGACUGGUAGCUUAAUCAUGCCUUAUGCUUUGUAGAGUUGAAGGUCCAAAUGCUAGGGAUGGAUACUUCGUUUCUGAGGCUGUCCUUGCUGUGCAAACGGCUGGCUUGGCUGCACUCUCGUAAGCUUUUCUUCUGUUCACUUUAGUCCCUGCUGUCUCUACCUCUUCAUAUGAAGUCAACAGUCAUACCAGAUAAGGACACAUUUUUUGCAACUUCAUUUUUAACUUAUUUCUAUCUUAAAAAAAAAUGGAUCUCCAAAUAAGGUACCAGGGCUUGGUACUUCAACUUGUCUUUUUGGAGAACAUAAUUCACUUAAAAAAAUGAUGAAAAAAAAAAGUCGUUGGGUGGUGGUGGUGCACACCGUUAGUCCCAGUACUCAGGAGGCAGAGGCAGGGGAGUUCCAGGACAACCUGGGCUGUUACAUAGAGAAACCCUGUCUCGAAAAGUCAAAAAACAAAAUAAGUAAGUAAGUAAAUAAAUAAAUAAAUAAAUAAAAGAGUAUGACCUUGUGCUGAGUCCCUUGA